ACUUGCUCGACUCAGAAAGAGUAAUGCCUUUCAGGUUUGAAGACGCUCUGAGACGUGAAAGGGAGUUGCACCAGGAAGACGAAGAAAGCCUAGCGCUAGAAAAGACUGCGGAUUUACCCAAGCCUCCACCCGAAGACAGUCAAACGGUGCAACGCGUCUUCCCGCUCCUCUUUUCGGUUGCUGUGGUUUUCGUUGGCGUUGUCGUCCUAGCCGUCGUCUUGCACAGUGAUGAUAUUGACAUCGGUCAGUCGGCCGGGACCGGCACCGCGGACAUUACGUGCGCCAACAACGAAUGCUAUGACGGAGUCAACUAUCCAGAUAAACAAGGAAACAACGACACAGGAAAUAUCACACUGCCCGCCAACGAAACCGCGGUGGCGACGCCAAUCAAGGUGCACGUGGUUGCCUUCAAUAGCAACGCAGUUGCAGACAACGAAAUAAGUUACCGGGUACCCAACGAAGGCACUCACUUUGUAUCAGUUUCCACUGAAUCCGAAAGCCAGAUGACGACCGAAAUCACGGAGAAUGACACCAUGUCGCACUAUGAAAGCAACACAACAGGAUGACCUGGAGCCUCACUGUCACCUGCCCGUCUACGAAGGACUGACUUCCUUGAGUUAAUGCUACGUCAAUUCACGAAGACGAUUAUUACAUUCAUGCACCGCCUAUGUAUCGUUCCCAGUGACAUUACGUUAUUCAUAAACAUUUGUUUGUACACAGAGCAGCGAUUACAGAUGUGG
Messenger RNA from Ornithodoros turicata, 740 nucleotides. RefSeq lists its product as uncharacterized. Lineage: Eukaryota; Metazoa; Arthropoda; Arachnida; Ixodida; Argasidae. Bases 24 to 566 code for a protein of 180 amino acids. The record is from RefSeq and is a predicted model, not a curated record. The transcript is spliced from 5 exons.